Molecule: messenger RNA, 2258 nt
Organism: Mollisia scopiformis
Lineage: Eukaryota; Fungi; Ascomycota; Leotiomycetes; Helotiales; Mollisiaceae
Exons: 1
Coding region: 137-1921 (594 amino acids)
Source: RefSeq, a predicted model, not a curated record
CUUUGCUAACCUCUCACUCUUUUGGAAAAGCACUAUUCAAACCUUCACACGACUGGAUCGUGCCUUUGUUCCUCUUACCACUCCACUCAUUACCACUAGUACAGCUGCGCUGUUACGUCCCAUCACUAACACUAUCAUGGACCAGUUCAACCAAUUCCAUGCUAUUGGCGACAAUGCCUCGAUGUUACCUUACGGAAACUCGCAGACUCAGGAAGUCCCGAACUCUGCCGAACCGCUCCCUCUGGAAGAAGAGGUUGACUAUGAUUUCUACCUACAGGAAGAGCCUGCUGAUGAGACCGUCGAUCGACAAAGCCUCCACCAAGACAAAGCCAGCACAACUCCUGACGCUUUGGGCUACGAAAAUCUGAUGAACAUGGAUUUCGGUCCGCAGAAUGAAUACUUGGGAGAUACGGAUCUGUUUGCUCUUCCCUACGAAGACGUUGCUGACACCCAAGCUCCUCCGGCUGUAGAACCACAGGCUAUGUACCCGGAAGUCGCCUACUACCCUGAUACUCCUCCAUAUAUCUCCCCAAUUGCAAGUCUGUUUAGCCCUCUAGUCGCUUUACCUACUAUAAUCACAACCCAGACACCGUCUGGUCCAGAACAAGUAGGUGCAUACCGCAACCCCAUUCUCAGUCUCUUCACAGAUCCAGCUACCCCUCUCUCUGUCAUCGACAAUCUCAUAUAUCCCUUCGGGCACGAGCUCCAAGUGGCGCUCGAGAAGGCGUUGCAGCUUCAGCAGAACCAGCAGAGCUACCAAGCAGGCUACUUAGCAGCAGCCAACGACCUCAACAGACGCGCUCAAGAAGACCAAUCUAUGGAGCAAGAGUUACGAAACUACCUCUCACCUCUGCCACCUAUGGUAGGCCCGAUGUUUGGUCCGAACCCCACACCAAUUCCUGAGUUCAUAACGGACCCAGAUCUCACAUCGGUGCCAGUACAGGAAGAUGAGGAGGAAGACCAAGACGAAGAGUUGAACGGGAAGAAAUAUGGCAAUAGACGGCCCUUCAAUAUCAGGAACUUCGACCCAACCAAGUUCUACACACCUAUUGCCUCGAAACCCGAGUCCUGGGGAUCUAUCGACCCCGAGACCGACGAGCCAAUCUUCAAGUACACGGCUUUCGGUGAGCUUAACCCCCUCUCUGCCUUCACACCAGCACAGAUCGCCGAGUACAUCGGCGGCCACCCCCUCAACCAAGCCGCCAACUCGGACAAAUUCUCAGGCCUCACCCUCCUCAUCCAAACCGUCCCCGCCGACUCCGGCCGUCGCUACCCCAACAAAGCCUCAGACAAGUGCCGCUUCUCCUGCUGCCCGGACCACCUGCGCACGAUCCGCAAAGGCGACUUCCGGGUCGCCUUCGACGAGGCGCAGAACGCGACCAGCGACCCGUACCACAACGCGGGCUACGUGCACUUGUCCUGUCUCGAGCGCUUCCUCGACUUCCCGCAGAUCUGCAAAGAUUUUAACGUCCAGCCCGAUACCCGCGUCUUGCCCGAGGGCAAGAACAAGAUGGCCAUCACGCGCGACCAUGCGUCGAUGGAGGGGGUUGUGCGGACGUUCAUCGAGGAGUCGUUGCCGUGGGGCGAGUUUGGGGAUGAUGGGAUGAGGCCGGAGGAGUUUUAUGAGUAUACGCUCAACUAUAUGCUUACGGUGGAGCAUUUGGAGAGGCAACCUAAGCACUUGCAACGAAUUAGGGAGAGGCGAGGUGGCGUCUCCAUUGAUCUGCAUAUGAAUAACCUAGAGUUAUAUGUAGACAUGGUGCGGGCACGUAAGGAAGAGCAGUCUGCAAAGACGAAGAGGGGAGGCAAACAAAAGAAGAGACAAAGAGAUGAGUCCGAUGAUGAGGACAGCGGAGAAGAGAUUCUCGUACAAAGAGCUCUGGCGCGAGAGAGGCCGAGCAAGAAAAUGAGAACACGAUGAGCCAGCUGGUCUGGACUCGGGGUCCUCGGUCUACAAAGACCAUUAGCAUGAAGCAUUUUAAUUUAGCGCUGCAUAGCAUUAGCGUAUUUUUCGAUUCAUAUAAAUAUAUGGUUCCAUGAUUAAACAUUUGACUUCCAACCUGCUUGAACGUGAUAGUGAUAUAAAAAGUGACGUUUCGCUGCGUACCUAGGUGACGACUGUCUUCAGUAAAACUUUGUACUUAAGGGAUGGAUGUACCUUUAUUGCCUUUGAAGGUUGUACAAGGCCCGAGUUGAAUGAAAGAAAGAGCGCGGUAGAGAACAUAUUGAGUAUGCAGCGUACAUAUGCGAAUAUGAAA